UGUUCAGCGCAACAGAAAGUGAGUGAAUAUGGCAGUCGCCUAAGCUCAAUAACUUAAAAUAAGCCGGCAGACCACGUUCUGCGUCCGAUUGUCAGUACUCAUUAGCAGGGCAGAUAUCUGGAUGUAUGAUCGUACAUGUAUGAUCGUAAAUAUUAGUCAUGAUGAUUUGAACGGACUUUAGUUGAAGGUCGAUAAGAAGUGUACGACUUGUUUUCAGUUUCACAGCUUCACAAAAGUGAUUCCUAACGGGCCAGAGAAGGUAACUAAAAAGCUAGUAGUAGCAUGCUAGCUGGCUGGCUUCUAGCUAUUUUCAUAUCAAGCGAGUAUCGACGGUAACAAGCCAGUGAAGUUAGAAGUCGCAUCGAUGCUAUAACUAAACUAAAGCCGCUUGUUAGGUUUGUGUUAUUGCCGCCAGUCCAUUUCGUUAUGCCAAUUAUUUUAUCUGGAAGAAAUGGCUUUUAGGCUGAACGCUUUUAAAGUUGGACGACAGGUCGUAAAGUCCAUCUGUUUUGGAGAAAGGAUUCCACACAGAUGUUUGUCAUCGACAGUUCCACGUCAUCAUAAUCAUGGCCAGCCCUCAUUUGGACUGCUGUUUGACAUCGAUGGGGUUUUGGUCCGUGGCAAGACGCCUAUUCCUGCUGCCAAGCAAUGCUUCCAGAACUUGGUGGACAGGAACGGAAAGUACAGGGUUCCUGUGGUCUUUGUGACCAACGCCGGGAACUGCGUAAGGCAGACCAAGGCUGAGCAGCUGUCUGACCUGCUGGAGGUAGAGGUGUCUCCAGACCAGGUUAUGCUGUCGCACAGUCCCUUGCGAGUCUUCAGUCAGUUCCACAACAUGUGUGUGCUGGUGUCAGGGCAAGGCCCGGUGCUGGAAGUGGCCCAAAAUCUUGGGUUCCAAAAUGUGGUCACCAUUGAUAUGCUGCGGGAAGCCUACCCUCUCCUGGAUGUUGUGGACCACCAUCGCAGACCCAAAGACAUGGUGACUCAAACUGAGGCCUUGCCUCCCAUUGAAGCUGUGGUUCUUGUUGGGGAGCCAGUCAGAUGGGAGACCAACCUACAACUUAUUGUGGAUGUGCUUCUGACCAAUGGGAAACCAGGGGAGGCUGUGACAUCGCUGAACUACCCCCACAUCCCUGUGCUGGCUUGUAACAUGGACCUCAUGUGGAUGGCUGAGGCCAAGAACCCCAGGUUUGGUCAUGGAAUGUUCCUUGUGUGUCUGGAGAACAUCUACAAGAAGAUCACAGGGUGCGAACUGAAGUACGAGGCUCUGAUUGGGAAGCCGAGCGUGGUCACGUACAACUACGCAGAGCUGCUGGUCCAGCAGCAGGCAGAGAGUCUGGGCUGGACGGAGCCAGUGGAAAGGCUGUACGCCAUUGGGGACAACCCUAUGGCAGAUAUCUACGGUGCCAACCUGUACAACCGGUACCUGGCCUCACAGCAGACCCAGAGACAGGCUCAGAUGAAGGGUGGCCUGGGGCAGGCUGGAGCGCUGCCAAAGCAAGAGGCGGUGGAGGAGGAGGUAGGGGUGUCGAAAGACGUGGGCGGCAGGGUCCUGUGCGGGGAAGGCUGUCCGCCCAAGGCGUGUCACUCCAUCCUGGUGUGCACCGGCGUCUACAACCACGACCAGCGGGACCUGCCCCCCGACCCUCUGCAGACCGUGACGGAGCGCAUAUUCCACGGCCACCGCGACUUCCGCUUCGACCCCAGCCUCAUACAGCCAUCCUUCGUGGUGCACGACGUCCGCGAGGCGGUGGAGCUGGUCUUUCAGCAGGAGGGCCGUCCUCUGGAAUAGAGUCCACCGCUCGGUACCUCCCGGCGGUGGAGCGCAGUCACCCGGGCAGCCUGACCACCAGCCACUGUGCUGAUGGUCAAAUCCUCAACCUCGCCCACACCAACACCUUAAUCUAACAGCAUUUUGCGUUUGCGUACUGGGAUACCUCUGACUGCUAUCUUUUUUUAAAUCUUUUUUUUUUUUUUUUUUAAGUGGUUUUAUUUUUAGUGCUAUGCUUACAUUUUAUCAGCACUUUUAUGUUCUGAUUCAAGUAUGUUUUAAGCAGUAUUUUGUCUGCCACUUAUUUUGCCCAAGGAAAUUCAGUGCUACCUCUCGUAUGGGGCAAGUUCCAGCUGCCUUCUCACUUGUAGGCUCACUUCUCUACGAGCUUGUGAGGGAGGAAUGUCUUGACUCACUCAGCUGUUACCUUCCAACAGGUCUGCAAAUAUACAGACCUCUUAUCGAGAGAGCAAAACCUAACUGUCUAUAAUGGGGGAGACAGCAUGUUAAAUAUAGAUAUGAUAUACACAUAUGCACAGUAGACAAUUGCCUUAUAUUGUGUCUUCCAUCAGCCUUUUUUGUACAUUAUGUACAUUAAUUAUCUAUAGCUUAUAGUAUUAUGCAAAAUGUCCUCUUUUGGAAAACAAUGACUUGGCUGAGUAAAAUACAGAUAAUGCAUAUGCACCAGCUGCCAUAAUAACUUGUAGUUAUUAUAAUAGUAAUGCCAAUGGGCUGAUUGUUUGCUCCAAAAAUCGAUUUGUCGAUGUAUGGGAUGGCAAACUAACUAGGCAUAUAGGCUCAUAGGUUUUCUUUGUUUGGUUUUCUGUGUUUUGUGGUACAGAAAGGUUUUCUUUUGCCUUACAACAGUCUAGGUGCUUAACACGGAAAGAUUUUUUUCUGUUGUUAUUAUUCUCAAUGUGAUGAAAUGGGAAUAAUCAGGACUGGGAAUGUAUCAGUUUGUCCCAGAGAAAUGGCUUUAAACUUCCUGCACUAUUUAACUCGGCCAGUGAUGUUGGUUGAACCUCAGUGGACACAUUGCUUUCAGUGUCCAUACCAUAAACCCCCCCCAUUAUAGAUUUGAUCUGUAUCAGUCCUGUUGUGUCAGGGUAAGGUCCCAUGGUCUUGUUAUUUUUCCAGCUGAUGGCCCUUACCAUUUUACUGGAAAAUGUCAGCUCCAUGAUACCCAAUAAGAAUUGAUUAAGUGAAUAUGACCUCACAGGAGAUUAGUCCAUAAGCAAGGGACGCUGACCCUGUCCUUGAAAAGGAUUAGAAUUUGCCUCUUUAGAAAUUCAUAUUGGAUCCUUUGACACACAGAGAAACGUUGCAGGUUUUAACAAUUGCAUGUCAUUUCAACAAGUGCAAUUGGUGAAGGGCUAUUUAUGUAAUUUGAGUAUGGUAAUGUCAUUUAUUUGUAGUUUUUACUAUUUCUGUUUCUAAAUUGAUUAUAGCGUUUUUUGAUACUUUGUUGGCAACUUCCAGGGAUAUGUUUACCCAAGGUAACUUUUAAUAUCAUGUAAAAUUUGAGGCAUGUUCAAGAUUUUUUGAGUUAUGCUUUGAAAGGCAAGUGCCUCAUUUAGAGAACAAGCUAUGUCUGUGGUUGUGAAAGACAAACUCCUUCCAGGUAUACCAAAAACAAAUAAUAUGAUCAAAACCAUGAAUGCAAGAAGAAACUUUAGCAGUAAACAUCCACAGGGUUUUGCAUUUACAUUGAUGCCUGUCUCCUAAAUACAUUUUAGGAGACAGGCUCCCUUUUACAUUUCCUUCUAUUGUGGGUCUGCCUUUGGAGUGUGCAAAUAGGAUAUGAUAUGAAGGGCAGACCUGGGUGAAACGGGUUUUAAAAACUUUGAUUUGGGAUGCUGAUGAAAUGUUAGAACACUCCUGCAGAGUCUUGAGACAAAACAUGUUACUUAACGAAACAAAAGAAUGUUGAUGCUGAUGAAAGUCGACGUUUCUUUUACAUUCUGCAGGAUUGUACUGGUUUAUGGGUUAAACAUUUCAUCAGUAUUUCACAUAGGUUGGAUGGAGGUAUGUGGUUUUAUAGGCAUUGUAAAAAUGCUUUCCAUAUUUCCAUAUCGUUGUUUAAGCAAUGGUAGCAAAUAAAAUGACUUUCCAGUGUUUGCUGUUCUGUUUCAUGUAUGGAAAGUGUUUAUUGUAUUGACUCCUUUUACUGCCUGUCAUUGUAACUGCUGAGAUGCGUCUGACUCCUGAGCAUUUAUUUCACUGUAGACAAUGGUGAAUUCGCAAUCGAAAAGAUGCAUUGAAAAAUAGAACAACAAUGCCAGUUACAGGUAAAGAAACCACGGACUCGAAGGAUAGCUGGUCUAGAAAACUGGAAAUGGAUUUAGCGCUUCAUGUUGGCAUUUCUAUGAUUUAAACAUGGGUUGUGCCGUGUCCAUAAAAUAAUUUACAUGAACAAUGCUCUAAGCUACAGAUCUUGUUUGUGUUGAUAUAUUGCAUUAGAUAUGUCAGACUAGCAUAUUGCUGCCAAAUAAUGGCCACUGCAGUUACUGUUGGUCUCUUGUUCUUCAGAACGUGUUCAUUUAAGAUAAUUGGGUGGCAUAAGGCUUCAAAUAAAAAUUAUGGACUUA
Conger conger (European conger) is the source of this 4359-nucleotide messenger RNA. It is a transcript of the gene hdhd5, whose product is annotated as haloacid dehalogenase like hydrolase domain containing 5. The coding region runs from base 452 to 1792 and encodes 446 amino acids. NCBI's taxonomy places the organism in Eukaryota, Metazoa, Chordata, Actinopteri, Anguilliformes, Congridae. Gene Ontology annotation, biological process: glycerophospholipid biosynthetic process. Gene Ontology annotation, cellular component: mitochondrion. The record is from RefSeq and is a predicted model, not a curated record. The transcript is spliced from 8 exons.